Messenger RNA from Lepisosteus oculatus (spotted gar), 1473 nucleotides. Its product is annotated as gamma-glutamylcyclotransferase-like. Gene Ontology annotation, molecular function: gamma-glutamylcyclotransferase activity. The record is from RefSeq and is a predicted model, not a curated record. Lineage: Eukaryota; Metazoa; Chordata; Actinopteri; Semionotiformes; Lepisosteidae.
AAUCCACUCUAUUAUCUCAGGUGCUGUAGUUGCGCGGAUAACUUUCUGUGCGUCUUUUUCCGUUUGUAAGGAAAAAGAAAGGAUUAUUGGCACUUAUUGUUCACGCAAAGCCCGCAAUACUAAUAAUUUAUCUUCGACAGCCGGUUGGAGAGGUAUUUUACAGUGAUUGUUUUUGAAAAGUUCGACUGUUUGACCUUGUCGACGUUAAUGCUGCAGUGUGGAAAAAGCUAUUAUUAAUCGGGUCAUGACAAACAACGGGUACUUCUUGUACUUUGCUUACGGGAGUAAUUUGCUGAAAGAAAGACUGCAUCUAAAAAACCCGUCUGCAGUAUUUCUCUGCAAGGGCAGGUUAAAGAACUACGCGUUAAAGUUUGGACUGAAGAAAGAGGCUGAAAACAAUAGGUGGCACGGAGGCCUGGCGACUAUUCAAGAAAGCCGAGGCGAUGAAGUCUGGGGAGCUGUGUGGAAAAUCGCGACUAUCCAUCUCCAUAGUUUAGAUGAGCAGGAGCUGGUCAGUCUGCAGGUGUACAGCCCUGUUGAGGUGAAGGUGGAAGCAGAAGGAGGAGAGCUGCUUUGUCGCUCCUACCAGAUGAAUGACUUUGAGAUCUGCCUUACCUCACCGCAGUACAAGCAGGUUGUGUGCUCAGGAGCGAGACAGAGCGGCCUGCCUGACGACUACAUCAACAUGCUGGACUCCGUGGAGACCAAUACAUACGACGGGGCCACGGUGCUGGAUGACAUCAGGGAAUCAAUGAAAUAGUUUGUGUCGCUCAUCACCAUGGCUCAGUGCUCUGACCUGGAGGUUCUGGGCACUUGCUGUGUGCUCACUACGAGAUGCACCGUCAAUGUACACUUCUGGGCUCCCACUUUAUUACCAACAGAAAACCCGGGACCUCCUGUAUACUGAACACCAGAGCCAACUUGUCAUCAUGGACUCGUCUUAAAAAGAUGCUGGUGAAAUGAACCAGCCAUGAGAACUGCAGCUGUCCAGUCACUUUCGGCACCUAGUGAAGACGCAUCUCUGUAGACGUCACCUGUGACCUCUCACCCCCAUACUGUACUUCAGCAGCACUUACUCUGUGUUCCACCAAUGCUUUUAAUUCUUAAACUGCUAAUAUAGCGUGCUGAUUGCACUAAGUACAAACAAUGUGUACUUAAAUGCAAACCCCUUUGCAUUACUGUUUUUGCUAUAGUGCAUGUAUAUUAUUUUAGUUUUUACUGUUAUUUUCUUAAGUGAACCUCUUGUCCAUUAAUUGUACCUAUUGCACAAUUGUUCCUUGUCUUAAAAUUGCCGGGUUGCAUAGUUGGCUACUGCAGACUACAGUGCAGUACUGCCUACAAUAUACCUGUGACACAAUUUCCCUGUAGAAAUGUCACACUCUUUUAAUAAUUCAGUUAAAAAUUGCUAGAUCAGUUGGAGAACUGAGAGAUUGUUUCACCUUUUAAAAUUUAAUAAAACGGCAAAAGCAGAAA